UGAGAAACCACCCGCCGACGGCCUUGUUGGGAACCGACACCGGGCAGCAAUGCUCAAUCUCCCAACCGAAUUGUGCCGCAUCACAUGCAACUCAUCGGCUGGCGACGUGGAUUCGCUCAUUGACGGCUAACCAAAACUACACUGGUCCAGGAUGGGGGGCGAGGCCGCGAAAAACGAUUUCAAGGGAAAAGGAAAGGCUACCGCAGCGGACCAUGACGAGGCUUCCAGCCAUGGUCCGGCCGAGCCAACAGCUUCCGGCCCGUCACUUUCUCGAAUGGCGCAGUCAGCGGCGUCACUUUUGCUGUCGGGACCGCUAGGAGGAGGGCCCGACGCCGAGAAAGGGGACUCAUCGCGAGUCGGGGAAGCGCUAGUGAGGGUAGGCGAGAGCUCCGUUCGGCUGCGACCAAACGGCCCAGGCGGCGCGAGCAUGAGAACCGGGCAGGUACAGGAGCACAUUGCUCAGGAGGAGGCAUCAUUUGCCGCCUUCCUAGACAGCGGAAGCGCACCAAAGCUUUCGGAGCCAGGCGGAAUGGAAGAGGCCUGGCAGUCGGCUGUUCCUCGUGCAGCUGCGGCGCAAGUCACUAGGCCCAUGGAUUCGGUGCCACUGUCAGUUGCAGAUCAAGAGGCGAGAGACGGCGCCGAUGUCGUCGCCUUGCUGUCUCGUGACGGCGACUUUGACAGUGUAUUUGAGCAUGUCGACGAGCCCCCGUCAGCAAGCGAUUUAUCGGCGCUGCGCCAGGCGCUGUUCGGGGAUGGAGCAGAUUCCGGCAACUCGUCUCCCAUUGCGUGGGAUAACGUUCUCAACUUCAUCCCAGAGUACCUUCGGACGCCUACGAUAUCCGCACCCGGCAUCGAGCCAGACGGCCAACUUUCGGCGCACCUGGGCACCGUUGCCCCAGACGAGGCCUGGCAAACGUGGAUAAGCCAGUGGUCCCGUGUGCUGACAAGCUACCAGGACGAGGUCUGGGGCGAUUUGAGCGCGCUUGUUGACGAGGCCCGCACCGAGAUCCGGCGGAUGGAGGAGGUGAAGCCUGGGGAGAAGCCCCCCGUACCAACUGCCUUACUGAGGCUGCGGGCCAUCCUCGGUCAUCUUCGCGAGCCAUAAACAGCGGAACAAGUCAAGAUAUGCGCUGCCUUGCCGCUUCAGACUCUGUCGGCGAUGAGGCGGCGAGUGGACUCGGCGCGAGACCAGCACAGCGGCCAUUUCCAUGACGCUUGGAGUCUCAUGUUUUCCCACGUGUUUGCGUGGGAUUUUUAGGCUGG
This is a messenger RNA of Thermothelomyces thermophilus ATCC 42464, 1263 nucleotides long. RefSeq lists its product as uncharacterized. Bases 152 to 1105 code for a protein of 317 amino acids. The transcript has 2 exons. The record is from RefSeq and is a predicted model, not a curated record. NCBI's taxonomy places the organism in Eukaryota, Fungi, Ascomycota, Sordariomycetes, Sordariales, Chaetomiaceae.